Molecule: messenger RNA, 5772 nt
Organism: Stegostoma tigrinum
Lineage: Eukaryota; Metazoa; Chordata; Chondrichthyes; Orectolobiformes; Stegostomatidae
Gene: rsph10b
Product: radial spoke head 10 homolog B
Exons: 20
Coding region: 2-2878 (958 amino acids)
Source: RefSeq, a predicted model, not a curated record
GAUGGUGAAAGGAGCAGACCGGAAGAAGAAGAAAGGGAAGGAGGAGAGGGAGAAAGAAAAGGACAAAGAAAAACUAACGAAGGGGAAGUCUUCCGAACUGGCAGAGGAGGCCCUGUCAGAAGCGGAGCCUGUGCAUUCCGAAGGAAAUCUGACGUGUCGGAUGGUGUCGGAACAUCAGGAUGAAACCACUCCAGACAUGUCCGAGGGCUCCGAGCGCCAUGGUCAGACUCAGGAUAUCUCGGCGGUUUUCUAUGAGGAGCCUAUCCUGACCAAGUUAAUAAUAGAGAGCUAUGAGGGAGAGACAAUACGAGGUCUUUACGAAGGUGUAGGAACUGCCCAUUUCCAAGGAGGUCAUGUUUACCAAGGCAUGUUUUCUGAAGGUCUUAUGCAUGGUAGAGGCACUUACACAUGGAAGAAUGGAAUAAAGUAUGAAGGAGAUUUUUCAAUGAAUACCCUUACAGGCCACGGCACCUACACAUGGCCUGAUGGCAGCGCCUAUGUUGGUGAGGUUGUAAAUGGAAUACGCCAUGGAAAAGGAACAUUCACAAGUACUGACCAAUUAAUUUCUUACACAGGAGACUGGCACCAAGCCAAAAGACAUGGGAAGGGCACCGUAUACUUCAAUCAAGAAGGGAGCUCGUGGUAUCAAGGUGACUGGGUAAACAAUGUCAGGGAAGGCUGGGGUACAAGGCGGUAUAAGAGUGGGAAUGUUUAUGAAGGGGAAUGGAAAGGCUUUCAACGCCAUGGAGAAGGCACCAUGAGUUGGAUUUCUACCAAUGAAGAAUACACAGGGCAGUGGCAAAAUGGUUUACAGCAUGGAUUUGGUACUCACACUUGGUUUCUGAAGCGGGUGCAGGGUAGUCAGUAUCCCCAGAGGAACCAAUAUGUUGGGGAGUUUGUAAUGGGAGCCCGGCAAGGGCAAGGCAAAUUCUACUAUGCUAAUGGAGCAGUAUACUCUGGAGAAUGGGUAGCAAACAGGAAGCAUGGUUUGGGGACAUUCACAUUGAAGAAUGGUCGUACUUUUGAAGGAAAGUUUAUUGAAGAUCGUAUGGUAGAGUUUCCUGAACUUUCAAUCACUGGAAUGAAGAUACCAGACCUUGGUACUAUGCAAAUCCAAUUGCCACUUGACACUGAUAAUAUCAAAACAGGUGGUUCAAAGGGUAACAUUAAAUCAGUUCUGGAACACAACGUGGAACUUGAUAUUGCUUCACUUUUGGAGGUGAUACCAAAGGAAGACAUACAAAAUGAGCUAAUGCAGUUAGAGUAUGCUACUCUUCGAUAUUUGUCAGAACUGAGGAAAAUAUACAGUUUCUACAGUAGCCUUGGACAUCAGCAAACACUGGAUAACACCUUCUUAAUGAGCAAACUGCAGUUUUGGCGCUUUCUGAAAGAUUGCAAACUUCACCAUUAUGCCUUGAGUCUGGCUGACAUGGAUAGGAUCCUUAAUGGAAAAUUUACUACACUGGAGGAAACUCACUCUCCAUUUGAUACAUUGUUGCUGGGGAAGUUCCUGAGCUAUAUUAUUAUCCUGGCAUACCAUAUUUACCACAAGAAGCAUGAAGGUCUGGGAUCAUUACUUGCUGCAUGUUUUUCUAAGAUCAUGACCAAUAAUCUUAUUCCUUAUGCCUGCAAUGUUAACGGGAAUUUGUUUCGAGAAAAUCAAUGUGUUGUAAUUGCACUUGGCUAUAUAAAUAAAUGUUGGGAGGUGUACAGAGUCUACUGUGAACAAACCCGUAGGCCACCCAAUACCAAUAUCAUGACAAUGAGACACUUUAUAUGGAUGCUUAAGGAUCUAAACUUAUUCAGCAAGGAUCUAACAGCAACCCAGGUAGUACAGAUCUUGUCUGAUGAUAACCCAGCAGUAUCUGAUGGAACUUAUAAUAACAUGAACAUUGAGAUGGUUUUCUUGGAGUUUUUGGAGGCACUUCUUAUGUGUGCAGCAGUGUAUGUGACUAAAAGAUUGCUCGAGAAUUCAGAUGCAUCUUCUAAAACCUCGUUAGAGGUCAAUGUAAUACACAUAGCAAGUGAUAUAUCUUUGCAAGUGACCCAAGCACCAUCAGAGCAGAUCAUAGCCCAAGAGUCAACAAUAGCAGAACCAAGUGAACAAAGCACAAAACCCACUACAAAGAAACGCGGGGAGUCCACUCGGAAGAAAAGUAAAGCCCCAGCCUCAUCAGCUGAGAAGCCUUCGAAAUCGUCUGCCCAUCAUGCAAAUCAUGGUAAAGCAGGGACAACCUCUGCAAAGAAUGCUGCAAAAGAUGAGGAACAAAGUCAAAAAGUAGCUCAGUCGGCACCUUCAACAGAUACUAACAAAAAGCAGUCUGCAGUCGCUCUGAGUGAAAUAGGUGAACACGACAAAGCAUCAGAAAAGGGUCCAGAAGAUAAAGCUCCUUCAGAAAAGGCCCCUCCAGAAAAGAUUCCAGAAGAAAACGUUCCUUCAGAAAAGGCCCCUUCAGAAAAGGUUGCAGAAGAAAAGGCCCCAUCAGAAAAGAUUCCAGCAAAAAAGGCCCCAAUCAAAUCAGGUGCUGAGUUGGAAUUCUGGCUGAGUCAAAUUUAUUUCUUCUUUAUGAAGAGGUUGUUUCCAGCCCAUGAUCAUGCUGAAGUUCUGAAAGUGGAGGCAAAGAGGGACAUGGUGCGACAGAAUGAGCUGACUCGCCAGGCUAUGAUAAAGGCUGCCACAAGAGCUAGAUUGAAAGAGGAAGCCAUGAAACAUGAGCAAGAGGACACUGAUCUGCUUCUGGUUGUACGUAGUCCUGGAGAACAAAGUGAAGAUGAUGAUAAACGCACUUAUCCAACGCAGAAGGUGAACACAGAAGGUGCCCAUUUAGUGCCAUAUAGAAAAGGUAGUGGAAUCAGAAAGAAGAAAAAGUCUGUAUGAGCAAGUUUUGUAUUAACUGGGGGGAACUUAUGAAACAACAAAAUUAUAUUUUCACAAUCGAUGAAACCAGACCAUCUUUUAAUUUUUUGCUGAAAUGUAAAAUCGAAUGUUGCUAAACAAAUAGUUUCUUUUGCAGCAGUUUAACUAUUGGACAAACUAAGAUCAAUGCACAAAAAUCUAUCUCAGUGCAAGCUGUGCUGUGAUUAAUAAUUAUUAGUACUCAAAUUCCUCCACAACUCCAUCCCCUUCCUUUUCUGUAACCUCCUCCAAUUCUACAAUCUUCUGGACGUCUGCAAUCCACGAUUUUCUAUGUUCUUGUACAUCCUUGAUUUCAAUCUCUACACCAUUGAGGCCACGUCUUCAGGUGCUUGGCCUGAGCUCUAGAAUUCCCUCCCUAAAUCUAUCUGUUUUUCUCUCUCCACCUAUAAGCCAAUUCUUAAAAAUACGUUUCAAAAAACUUUUGCUUAUCCGUUAAUUUUACUGUUGUCAAAUUUGAUUUGAGAUUGCUGCUUUUUUUGAUUUGUUAUUGUUAUUGAUAGAUUUUAAUUACUUGGCUUUAUUGAAAUGUUACUUUUUUGCAAAAUAAAUAUUUGAGGAGUGACAAGAACAUCACACAAAAAGUAGCUCCUUCUAUGGAAUUUUCAUUCUACUCCAAACCAAUGUCCAAUGCAAAUAGGAUUUGAGAGGGUUAAAACUUGAAAUGUUACCUCCUGGCUUCCACCAAAGUAACUUUUAAAUUGGUGACCCUUGUGCUCAGACAAGCUCCUAUUAAAUGUCAGCAGGGGCCUGGGGCAAAACGAUUGUUGGUGCAACGUAAUAUUAACGUCCAUUAUUGCACUGACUUCAGUCUAGGAGCACAGCACCAGCAGAAAAAGCCCAUUGAAUACCAGAGGCCCAGAUUCAUCUUGCAAAAUUACUGUUUUUAAAAUUUCUUCUUGUCCAAGAAGACCUGAGUGUUCACCCUACAUAGUGCAAGAAACCCUUGGGCCCUCUGAUAUCAACAAAUACCACCACUCCAGUGUCCUGAAUAUACACACACAAAAAUGCACGAUAAUAUGCUUGUAGAACUCUCACAUCUUAAUGUGAUAGAAGUUUUAAAAACCUGGGAUAUUUAUUUUAAUUCUCCUUAUGCCUUUCAAUUAAUUUUUACUUCACUAAAUUCUGCUAGUAUUGCACAUUCAGUUGCCCAAACUAUUGUAGUAGACAAAUGAACACUAGAGAUCACUCUUACUUCUUAGAUACCAAAAGGCUUUUGGGGCUAAUUUACAUAUCAAACAUCUUACUUCACUAGAUCAGAAGUUUAACAGGUAACAGAGACCAUUUGACAUUCUAACCUGAAGAUUCCAGAUAAGGAAAUUACAAUGUAUUUGCAUCCACCACCUGACUCAUUCUACACUCUACCUCUUAAAUGAAACAAUGGUGCCUUAACCUUUCCUUUUUACCAGAGUUUCUGUUUCCAAUCUAAAAAUUAAGAGUAAAAUCUUUCAGUUAUACAAUUACAGAACACUUCUGAACACAGAGGUAGGGUAGAAGUUUGGAAUUCAUUUUAUCAAGCAACUAUUAAGGCUGAAUCAAUUGUGACUAUUAAAAAUGUUUUUUUUGGUUAAUGACUGGUAAUAAGGGGCAAGUGGUUAAGUUAGGCAGAUGGAAUUUGGUCACAGGUCAAUCAUGGUUGAAUUUUAAACUUCUAUCAUAUACCAUGUAACUAUGACAUUGGAAGCUGUGCAAAAGAGAUUCAAUGGGCUGAUUCCUGCAUUGAAGGGCUUGACUUAUCAAGAAUGGCUUAAUAGUUUAGGUGUUUUCCAUGAGAGUUUAGAAGAAUUAAAUCUUAUUGAAACAUACAGGAUACUGAAGGAGCUUGACAGUAUAUAUGUUGACAUUUUUCCACUAGUGUGAAUGUCUCAAACCAGGGGGGCAUUCUUACAGAAUAAAUUGAAACUGAUACAAAAGAAUUUAUUUUCUCAGUGGGUAGCGAAUGUCUGUAAUUCUGUACCUCGGAGAGCAGAGGCUAGAUCAUUGAAACUAUUUAAAUAGGGGGUAAGUGGAUUUUAGAAGGGGAAUUGGAGGUUAUGAGGAACUGACAUGCAAGAACAUUUGAGACCUGGAGCAGAUCAGCUACAAUCUAUAGACUGGCAAAAAAAUAACUUGUGGGUGUAAAUGUCCCACUCCUGCUCUUAUUUCAUACGUUUAUCUUCAAAAUCUGGGAGACAGUGGACCACAGAUUUUAAAAAUAAUGAUGGAAAUCUAUGAAUGUUAUUUUGGACCAAGUACCGAUGCUGUUUUCAUUUUGAGACAAGUGGUACAUCAAGACUAAGAAAGCCAAUGUAACAUGAAAACUGAUCUAGAGAAGGCUUCUAACUGGUGUCUAUGGAUGAAGUAUAGAGGCAUGCUGGGAUUUGUAAAUUUUCUGAGAAAUAUCUACAAUAAUUACAGGACAUGUACAAGAAUGUACUAGAGGAAGAAACAGUGUGGAGGAAGAGAAUUUCAAAGCCAAAGUUGGACUAUAUCUAUAACUAGCACCAAACUCCUUCAUUUUCCUGAUUGCUACGGAUGUACUAUAAACUGAAAUGUCAUGGUUGAUGAAGUUUGCAUAUGACAUUGAGUUGUGUGUUGGUGAUAAUGAGAUUUUUUUUGUUCAUUCAUGAGAGAUGGACAUCACUAACUGCCCUGGAGAAGGUUGUGGUGAGCUACUUGAAUAGUUGUAGACAAGCACAGAUCAGCAGACCAAUUGUCCAUUAUGGGCACUGUCAGUUUGAGCUUUAGGAAGAAGAUUGGAGUGAAGCUGUAAAGAUCAACGGUAAAAACACAGAGAAUGUGAAUAGCUUAAAGAACCUGACAUCGGUCUUUUGACUACUAAAACAGAUUGCCAACUUGGCCAAACAGCAAGGGAACAA